AUGGUUCGGAAUGAAUGGUUAGAGUUUGUCUCGCACCACGGAAUCGAUCGGAACCAAGUACUCGCGAUGUCAAAACUGUGUUCGAGACAUUUCGAUGAUGACGACUUCAGGGUUACAACCGUUCGACGUAUUCUCCGCCGUCACGCGGUACCGAGGAAUGCCGUGUUACCAGAUGCGCCAGUAGCAGUGGUCGAAGACGUCGUUGGUGAUACCGUCGAGGUGGAAGAGGUAACGGUGAACGACGUUGACUUGGUCGACGAACAGAUCAUCGAAGAAGACUUGAUGGCCAACAUCGUUGUCAUUGAAGAACUGAUUGCCGCACGAGUUACCGCGCCGGCACCCGCCCGCUUAUUCAUCGGACCGAUGGAUCGCGUUUGUCCUCACUGCUGCGCGAGACAUUUUAUAGGUGAGCAUUAUAUUUGUUGUGGAGAUGGUAAAGUUUUGUUGACAGGUGACAGAGCGUUGCGAGAGGUUCCACUUGCACUGCGGAGGCUGCUCAGCGAAGACGGCCCGGAGAAUAGGUAUUUUCAGAACGAGGUCCGUCAGUACAACAAUGCCAUAGCGUUCGCGUCUCUGGUCACACAAGAUUUCCAGGCACCCCCAGGACGAGGACCCAGAACGUUCGUCAUGCACGGCCAAACGUAUCAUCUGAUCAGUGACGCGGCCGCCGGACCGGACGCCAUUCCACGGUUCUGUCAACUGUACUUCGUGGACACGCGGUUGGCGACCCAGAGCCGCAUUCGAAACCCCGUCAACUCCGCGUGCAGGCCGGAUCUUUUGGAGAGACUGGACAUCCUGCUGAGAGAGAUCAACCCGUACGCCCAAAUGUUCAUGUAUAUGACGGAAAUAUGGAACAGAGAACAGUUUGCGGCUGCGGUGGAAAAUCCGGCGAGACCGCCUCGGACUGUAAGUAUGUAUUUUGUACGCGAUUCCAGGGACCCGGGACGACGCAACGAGCCGGCCGUGCGUGAGAUUGCUGCAGUAUUCAUUGGAAAUGACGGCGAUCCUCCGGAAAACGUGGACUUUGUUGUGUACGAUCGGAAUCCGAACCCCAACGUCAACUACCGGCGUAUACCUUCCACCAGCCGUCAUACCGACCCAUUGCUCUAUCCGCUAUUAUUCCCGCAUGGCGAACGCGGAUGGGCCACGUUCAUGCCGCACGAAGGACCACGCCGCACCCGCGUCAAUCAAAACGUUUCACCGAAGGAUCGAUUUUUGUUUCAGCAAUAUGUGAGUGACCAUUAUGUCAGAGUCGAGGCGAGCAGGUUGAGCUAUUUGCGAAACAACCAGGACCAGUUGCGCUCCGAAUCCUACCAGGGUCUGAUGGACCAUCUCGCCGUACAGGACGUUCCGCAGGAUCAGCAACACGCCGUUGGCCGUCGCGUCAUACUGCCCUCUUCCUUCGCAGGCAGUCCGCGUAGCAUGCAACUCAAUUAUCAAGACGCCAUGGCUAUUGUGCGAAAAUUUGGUAAACCCGAUUUAUUUAUUACUUUUACGUGCAACCCUAGGUGGCCUGAAAUCGUGGAAAAUCUACCUCCGAGAGUGGUAUCGUCUGACAGACCGGAAUUGGUGUCCAGAGUGUUCAACCUCAAACUGCAGGAUCUUAUGCGCGAUAUAACCGAACAUCACAUAUUCGGCAGGGUCGAAGCUUUUGUAUACGUGGUCGAAUUCCAAAAGCGGGGUUUGCCGCACGCUCACAUUUUGUUAAUUUUGCAGGAAAUGUACAAACCGAAGGUCGCCGAGGAUGUAGACCAACUGAUUCGAACCGAGAUACCCGACCCAGACACCGAGAGAGAACUCUACGACAUUGUGGUAACCAACAUGAUGCAUGGACCUUACGGAGUUUUAAACCCAGUGUGCUCCUGCAUGGUAGACGGGAAAUGUCAGAAAGAUUUUCCCAAACCUUUCAACAGCAAAACGCAGUUCAGGAGCGCUGGAGGUUAUCCUGCCUACAGACGUAGAGACAACGGCCGUGCAGCUUUAGUGAGGAACAGAGAGCUCUUCAACGAUUCCGUUGUGCCGUACAACCCUUAUUUGUUACUGAAAUACAAUGCGCAUAUCAAUGUGGAAGUGUGUUCGACAGUUAAAAGCGUCAUUUACCUGUAG
This is a messenger RNA of Sipha flava (yellow sugarcane aphid), 2106 nucleotides long. RefSeq lists its product as uncharacterized. Lineage: Eukaryota; Metazoa; Arthropoda; Insecta; Hemiptera; Aphididae. Bases 1 to 2106 code for a protein of 701 amino acids. The record is from RefSeq and is a predicted model, not a curated record. The transcript is spliced from 2 exons.